This is a messenger RNA of Chroicocephalus ridibundus (black-headed gull), 4340 nucleotides long. RefSeq names its product calcium/calmodulin dependent protein kinase kinase 2 (gene CAMKK2). Gene Ontology annotation, molecular function: protein serine/threonine kinase activity; ATP binding. NCBI's taxonomy places the organism in Eukaryota, Metazoa, Chordata, Aves, Charadriiformes, Laridae. The transcript has 17 exons. The record is from RefSeq and is a predicted model, not a curated record. The coding region runs from base 508 to 2106 and encodes 532 amino acids. Gene Ontology annotation, biological process: protein phosphorylation; CAMKK-AMPK signaling cascade; activation of protein kinase activity.
UUCUGAAAUAGUUUGUCCUUGUUGCUGCUCGUCGGCUUAUUUAUAGCCUUCGCAUCCCCUGCGUUUCUCUGCGCCUCGAAGCAGCGAGCGGGGCUGGGUCAGCUUUAGCUCCGGGCCGAUCCCGCUUGAGCAAAAAAGCUCCGGUUUAUAGAUUUGCGUUGAAAACAGCAAUUAGGCCAUUGUGAGCCUGGAGGGAAGGGGGAGACGAUUUGAUUUCUGUGCUUGACCGGUAAUUUCUGCGGGGCUGAUCCAGAGCGGUUGUGCUGCGGGUGCAGCACAGAAACUUCAAUGGAGACGAGUGGAGCUAAUUUUAACCGGCCGCCUCGCCGAGGUUCGGGAACCUGAUUUUUGCAGAGGCGGCCACAGGGAACCCGGGGCGAGGAAGAGAAAUCGCUGGCGAUGAUGGGCUGUGGGAGGAGGCAGUGAGCCGGGGGGGCUGACCCUGCACCCCACGCUUGGCACGCCUCCCUGUCGCAGCGUGGCCGGGAUGAGGCCGUCGGUCGCACCAUGCCAUCAAGUGUCCCCGGCAGCUCGACCGCCCUGCGGCCCCUCUGCCGUGACGGAGGCUGCGGCCGCCCCGUGCCCGGGGCUCCCCGGGACCCCCCGCCGCUGAACCCCUGCCGCCCCAGCAUGGCCUCGCUCAUCGUGGUGACCGAGUACGACGCGACGGGGAGCGCGAGCGAGGAGGAGGAGAUGAACACGCCCGGCAACGAGGGUUUUGGGGACGGCCGGGAGCCGAGGGCGAAGCUGCACCUCUCUGGCCGAAAGCUCUCGCUGCAGGAGCGGUCGCAGCCUGCCCGCUCGCCUGGGAACGGCGACGACGGCGCCAACGAACGCUUCAUCUACCCGUCCCUUCCUUACUCUCCGGUGACGUCCCCACACUCCUCCCCGCGGCUGCCACGGCGGCCGACGGUGGAGUCGAACCGCGUAUCCAUCACGGGACUGCAGGACUGUGUGCAGCUCAACCAGUACAAGCUGAAGGACGAGAUCGGGAAGGGCUCCUACGGGGUGGUGAAGCUGGCCUACAACGAGGACGAUAACACCUACUAUGCAAUGAAGGUUCUUUCCAAAAAGAAGCUGAUGAGACAGGCGGGAUUCCCCCGCCGCCCGCCGCCCCGCGGGGCCAAGGCUGCCUCCGAGGGCUGCCUGCAGCCCAAAGGGCCCAUCGAGCAGGUCUACCAGGAGAUCGCCAUCCUGAAGAAGCUGGACCACCCCAACGUGGUGAAGCUGGUGGAGGUCCUGGAUGACCCCGGCGAGGACCACCUGUACAUGGUGUUUGAACUGGUGAAGCAAGGCCCCGUGAUGGAAAUCCCAACCCUGAAACCUCUCAGCGAGGACCAGGCUCGGUUCUACUUCCAGGAUCUGAUCAAGGGCAUUGAAUACUUGCACUAUCAAAAGAUAAUCCACCGGGAUAUUAAACCUUCCAACCUCCUCGUGGGGGAAGACGGGCACGUCAAAAUUGCUGACUUUGGAGUGAGCAACGAGUUCAAGGGAGCCGAUGCCCUCUUAACCAACACGGUGGGCACCCCCGCCUUCAUGGCACCAGAGACGCUGUCGGAAACCAGGAAGAUCUUCUCUGGAAAGGCUUUGGACGUCUGGGCCAUGGGGAUCACGCUGUACUGCUUUGUGUUUGGGCAGUGCCCUUUUAUGGAUGAAAGGAUCCUGAGUUUACACAAUAAAAUCAAGACCCAAACGUUGGAGUUCCCAGACCAGCCAGAAGUUACGGACUUCUUGAAGGAUUUGAUUACACGGAUGCUGGAUAAAAAUCCUGAAUCUAGGAUUUCGGUUCCAGAAAUCAAGUUGCACCCCUGGGUCACCAAGAACGGAGCGGAGCUGCUGCCCACGGAGGAUGAGAACUGCACCCUCGUCGAGGUGACGGAGGAGGAGGUGGAGAAUUCGGUCAAGCACAUCCCCAGCCUGGCCACCGUGAUCUUGGUUAAAACGAUGAUCCGGAAGCGAUCCUUUGGGAACCCAUUCGAGGGGAGCAGGAGGGAGGAGCGGUCUUUGUCUGCCCCUGGGAACCUGCUGCCCAGGAAACAAGGCAGCCAAGACAAUCUGAAAUGCAACGACUUGCCCAACGUGGGAGAGGAGGAACUUCUUUCGUGAGCAUCGACUUUAUGGUUCUGUUAACAGCUCGGACCGGGGCACGUCAUUAAAGUGUGCGGCUGAGGAUGAGUGACGUUAACAGAGCCUACACCAAACACAGCAUGACACGGCGCUAUUUCAGUAUAAUGCUGGAUGUAGAGCUUACAUAGCAGCAUGUUACAAGACAUCCGACUCCUUGUCAUAAACAUUGAACAUCUCCGAUCGCUUGGACCGCUGACUUCUUGUGGGAAAGGUGCUGGCUGAUAGCAGAGAGGUGAGCUACCGUGUUGAGCAGCAACAGUGCUUUGCAAAAAAAAAAACCACCAAACCAAAACAAAGCAGUCAAACAAAAAUGCAUUUGGAACUGCUUUUACCUGGUUUUAAUGCCAAAUAAUUUCCGGGGACUAACGCCAGCGUCCCAGGGGUGUUGUAUGCCCGUCGGCGGGCACACGCGGAAGGGUGAAGCUUUUGCCGAGUGGCAAACACAGCAGUAAAAACUACACGUGGGCACUUUGAGACUUCACGACCUACCGGAAAUGUUGUUGCAUCUAUUUCUCGUCGUUUGUUUUUAAUUGACACCUUUUUAACUGCAUGGGAACAAAGCAAAAACCCACCUUUUCAGCUUUUUAAAGAAUGCCUGCCUUUGUGAGCCAAGUUGUAUUAAACAGCAUCUUCGGGGCGUUCAGAACGUGAGCUUAAUUACCUCCUAAGGUAAUUAACGCCUUUCCUAAGGUCUUGGUGUGACUAGGCCUUGGUAAGUUGAGUAUUCAGUGUAUGAAAGGAAAAGGUAUUUUAAGGGCUUAAGUUCAGUCUGAACUAUUUUUGCUGCAGACAUACGAGUGAAAGGUGGUGUUUGGCUGAAUGUUUUGAACAGCAGAGAAGCACUAACAGCAGUUUGUUUCUAAACCUUUUACUUGAGCUAGGUAGAUAUAUUAUAAAAUAUAAAAUUCAGGGUAAAAUCCUUCACUUCCAUGUACAUUACAUGGUUUACUACAAUUAAAAAUAAUACAACUUAUGCUAUUUUUUAAGUAUAGACUUAGGGCUUGCUUAGAAUUUAAGAUCUUAAUGAAACACUUAGAUUAGCUAGUAAUUUUCAAAGAAACUUUUGUUUUCCAAACUCUUAAUCUGGAUUUUGGGGCCAAUGCUAUGUAUUUUUUGCAAGUUCGUUACCAGUAAUUUGUGAAUGCCUGUGGAUCAGAGGCUUGUUAGUAAAUUAAGUGUAUACCUAAGUCAUGGGUUGUUUCUUAUGAAGAGCUCUUUCGCCUUCAGUCAGAUUACUCUGAUUAUUUUGUGGUGCUUGUAAAAAAAUAAUAAUCUAUUGUGUGGUGGGAGAGACUCUGGCGUCCAGACUCACUUUCCCAAGUUCUCUGUGCUCGGACAAAGCCGGAGAAGGGCAGAGUGUGGGUGAGCCGGAGAAGAGUGGGGGUUUGCUUGAGGAAAGGGGUCACGGUAAGUACAGUUGUUUCGUGGACAGAGCAUGGGACGGGCAGGGAAAAGGUCUGACCUCUUCUCAGCUUGGUGCGGUUGUGUGACCUUGAACGAGGCACUUAAAACGAUGGUGUACCUGAAAGAGGGGGACGAUUUGAAUGUCCCAAGCAUGUAAGGGACUGCUAAGGUGUAAUUCUUCGCCCUGAGGAAAAAGGCACUAAGAAACCCAAGUAUUUUUUAGUUACUGGUAAGAUCUCCGCCUGCGAACCCCGGCCAGGGGUGCCCUGCCUUUGGAAGUGACCGUCCCCUUGUCUUCCUUGAUCUUGGGCACCGCGAGCAGCAGCGUGCCGAGGUCCUUGGCCCUGCUGCAGUCAGACCCAGCCCGGUAAUUCCUGGUUAGGAGGGGGCUUCAUUAAAGCCGGUGUAGCGUUAGGAAAUGUGCAGGUGCUUACACAAACUGUCCCUUACAUCUUUUGAGCACUUGAAGCAAUGCUCCCCCUAAACGGCAAUUUCUUACCGAAACAUUGUGCUGCUGGCCUCUCUCCGAAGCCAGUGACGAUGGUUUGUGGUUUAGGAGCAGUACUACGGAGUUUGGAGCCAUAAGACACGCACUGUUUUCCUCCCGUUGUAGUCCGAGGCUAUGCCAAAGACCUGCAGCUUCAGCUAUGGGGAAACCAAACGGGUAACUUAGGUGCCAGCACUACUGCAGCUGCCUGCUCCUCCUUUCCUGAACAGGACUUUUCGUUGCGGAAAUGCAUGCGAGUGGGCAGCUGGGUUCUCUAACCUUGUAAAUGAACUCAUUCUGCCAAAAAAAAAAAAAAAAAAAA